AUGCUGUGGGCCGGGCUGCGGAGGGGGUGGCGUUGAGGGGGCCAGACUGGAGACGGGGCGGGCAGGAGGCGGUGCGCUGGGGCCGGGCUGGACUUGGGGCCGAGCCUGGCAGCGGGGCGGCAGUUCCGUGGUGUCUGUUCCGCAGGUGCAGCGGCGCAGCCUGAGCAGAGACGGCUCCACGUCGUUGGGAGGAGGAGCAGAAAGAGAGAAAGCAGCGGAAAGGACCGGCCGUGCGCUCUCUUUGCGCGGAGACCGUGCCCUUCCUCCCCAGAUCUCCACCGCCCGCCUGCGGUGCCCUCCUGUCCCCGCGGGGCCGGGGCCAUGUCGGGGCCGGGCCCGGGGGAGCCGGACGAGCAGUACGAUUUCCUGUUCAAGCUGGUGCUGGUGGGGGAUGCGAGCGUGGGCAAGACGUGCGUGGUGCAGCGCUUCAAGACGGGCAGUUUCUCGGAGCGCCAGGGCAGCACCAUCGGUGUGGAUUUCACCAUGAAGACGCUGGAGAUUCAGGGAAAGCGGGUCAAGCUGCAGAUCUGGGACACCGCUGGCCAGGAGCGUUUCCGCACCAUCACCCAGAGCUAUUACCGAAGUGCCAAUGGAGCCAUUCUUGCCUAUGACAUCACCAAAAGGAGCUCAUUCCUCUCUGUUCCUCACUGGAUUGAGGACGUCAGAAAGUAUGCAGGCGCCAACAUAGUCCAGCUGCUGAUUGGAAACAAGUCAGACCUGAGUGACCUUCGAGAGGUUCAGCUGACGGAAGCCCAGCUCCUGGCCGAGCGUUACGAGAUCCUCUGUGCCAUCGAGACGUCUGCCAAGGAUUCCAGCAACGUGGAGGAGGCCUUUGUGAAGGUGGCCACCGAGCUCAUGAUGAGACAUGGUGGGCCUGUGUUCAGCGAGAAGAACACAGACCACAUCAAACUUGACAGCAAGGACGUGGUGGAAGGCUGGGGCUGCGGGUGCUGAUGGUGGCGGGCUGGGGUGGAGUGCAGGCCAGGAGGCAGCAGCCAAUAUGGAUGGAAUGAUAGACAGUGCUAAUACUGUAGUUUUCUUUGACCUAAUGCUAAGUAGUGUUACUGCAAUAACUCCUGCCCCAAAAUGGGGGACCAACGAUUCUGUAGUGGCCAGAGCAGUUAUGAUUGUGCUUUGCUGAUUUUUUUCUUUUUAAAAGGGACAUAGUUAAGGCAGUGGGGUCUACUGGUAUGGCCAUAAUGCAUAAGGGGAAAGUUUCCCUGAAGGAAGAAUUAGGGGGUAAGUUUAGCUUAGCCUCUGAGGUCUCUUCUGGUGCCUUUGCUAUAAGGAUAACCUGUAGGCUUACUGAUUAGUUGACUUUGGUCUGGGUGCAAAAAGGAAGAAGAGAGGCCACAGCAUUCUCCUGAAAACUUAUUUGAGGUAAAAGUAGUUUCUACCCAGCAUCUUUUGCCUGUGUCCCUUUAAAGCCUUCACAUUUCAGGAGCCAUCCACACUCCCAAAGUUACUUGGUGAGGCAAGUGGAGAAAAUUGUCCUCAUCUCUAAGGGAGAUGAUACCCUUUGAGAUCUCUGAGGUACCACUCCCAUCUUCCUCUAUCUCCACCCACUAUCCCCUGCCAAUCCUGGUUUCUAUCAUGGUUAUUCUGAUCAUUCAGACUAUAAUGAGGCCAAGAACUUUUUUUCUUUUUCUUUUUUUCUUUAGGUCAGCUACCAGUGGCCCACCUGGGUGAAGUGGAGUUUCAAUAGGGUUUAGGUCCUUUUUUUUUUCCUGUUUGGUUUUCACACUGUUUUGAUUGCUUGGUUGUUUCCAAGUGACUCUGGUCACUUCAGGUUUCUUUUCUUGGCCCAAGGUGCAGUCUGCCCUUUCCAGGGCCACCCCUUCUAUAAACUGAAUUGGAUGAGCAGGGUGUGGUGAGUGCUAUCUCGGCACCCAUCAGCUCAGCUCAGCCUCCCCUCUCCCCUGAGGACCCAAAGUGAGAGGGUGGGAAGAGGCCAGACUCAGACUUGUUCUAUCUUAAAAAGUUUUGCUAUUUUUCCUAGUUCAAAAAUCCCUUUCCCACCUACCUGGAGUUUUUCAUUCCUACCAGCUCCAAGCAGGAGUGGUGGCUUUCCUUUAAGGGUGAUUCAGCAGCUAAAAUGUUCUGAGGAGCAGGUAUGGAGGAUGGGGAGGCAAGGCUCAGACAAGGAGAAGGAGGGAGGAGUUCAGCUGCAAUUCCCCCAGACCAGCUAUGAUCAUGUAUUCUCUUUCUCAGUGGAAACUAGUUCCUGAGAAGUUUUAUAUUUUUAGAAGAAAUGUAAACCUGUUAAUUAAACAGAAAGUGAAACUACCCCAGAAGCACAGGGAGGUGUAAGGCCCUUCCAAUCUGCUUUUCACUCAUGGUUAGGGGAAGGAAAGACUCAUCAUUAUCUUGAGGCCCAGAGAUUCAGACUUGAGAACCCUUGGAGAUUUCUCUCCAGAGCAGUGCCCUACAGCUCAUCACUGAGUUGGAGGAAAGAGAUAGGGGCAAUGUUGGCACCAACUCGUAUCAGCUCCCUGUUAGCAGAACAGUGGGCCUUGGGCCUCUCUGGCUUCUAACAAGGUAGGGCCAGAAAUUCCCCUCUGCUCCUUUUCUGCCACUCUUCAGGAAAUGGGAGGCCCUACUGAAAGGUUAGCUUUUCCCUCCAGACUCAAAUCUACUAAAAUAAUGAAAAGUAAGUUCAUCCUAUAUCCAAGUGAAAAAUUAUUAAAAAAAAAAAAUCACCCUCCUUGCAAAAUUUAGCCCCAGUCUUCUGGGCACAGUAGGUCUCUUAGAAAUAGAUUAGUGAACCCCUGAGGUUCAGCAUUGGGCCUCCUCAUAAGCCUACUGGUGUCACUAGAAGCUUGCACAAAAGUGGCUGGCCAUCAGGAGUUUUCAUAUACACAGAGUUUUCUGCCUGGCCUUUUUAUCAGCCAGGUUCUGUACCCCUGGUGCUCUACCCUCAUCUUUGUCCCUCUCUGGGAUGCCAAUCUUGGCCUGCUUGUCACUGCCUCCCUCUUCUUCCCAGGUGUCUGGUGUUGCCCUCAUUGCUCCUAGGUACUGAGCCUUCUGUGACUGAAAUUUAGCUUCUUUGCCUCUUAAUUCCUUCAGGACCCUACUUAAGGGACAGUUUUUGACUUUUAAUCUGUGAGGUUAAUGGAAAACAAGAGAAAGCUUUAUCUGCUGUAUCUCCAGGACUUAUCUCUUGGGUACCUAGUGAAUCUGGGCACAUUCUUAGGGGCCUUCUAAAGUCAAAGUGCCCUAUUUUUGUUACCUCUGUGUAGAAUUUUGAAGGGCAAAAUAAUAACCCAUCCUCAACUUACCACUGUGUAAUUCUGUCUUCCCACUCUAAUAAUAGAGACUGCUUGGUGUCCUCAGAGCCUUUCUUUGGAUUUCAGGAUUAGAAUUCUCCCCAUCCAUUCAUCCCUGAAGGAGGUAGGCUCUGUGACAUGCUCCCACCCUCCCUUCCAGGCUAGACCCUGGGGAUGGGUGGAACCAAGCCAGGCCGACUUCAGGCAUUGCUGAGCAGUGAUAGCAGGUUGGAAGAGUGAGCCACUGCUAGCCUUCAGAAAGGGAACUCUUCUGUGCUGAUGUCUGUCCCCUUUCUGGCCUCAUGGAAGGGAACUACACACAGAAAAAGGUAAUGAUGAUGGAGUCCUGGUAGUUGGCUGAACUUGUCCAGGAAAGGAGGCUUCUCUCCUCCCAAACUUUCCCCUCUCUCUCUCUCUCCCAAACUCCAGACUCCUCUCCCAGGCCUUCUCUCUCACAAAGCUGAUAUCUCAACUUUCCCAGAAUCUAUGUCGACAAAAUCUUGGAUUCUGCUAAAUCAUCAAAUCUUAGUGAUUUCAGAGGAUGUUGUGGUUUAACUAGGUUGUUUGCCUCUUCAUGAUGUGGGGUGAGGGGACUAGGACAUAAUACCUGGAAACCUUUUUUCUUUCUGGGUCUGGAUCAGGAAGACUUCAUGCACUCAACAAAAAGUACCUGCUCUCCAUUGCACAGAAGACCCUCUGUCUUGUCCCCAGUACAGAAUCAAGUAGCUAGACCCCUUGAGAGAGCCUAGCCCUUCAAGUAGCAUCUGAAAUAUGUGUUUAGAAGAAAGAUACUCUAUUCCCAGAUCUCUUUUAAUAGUGUACAGGGGGGAAGAAGGAGCUUCUUUCUGAAAAGGGCCCUGUGAUACCCCAUAUCCCUGGCUAUUGCUACCACCCAUUUGCAGAUGUAAAACUGCCUGGGCGUUGGGAAAGGAAACCCCCCCAGAAUCUGGAAUUCAGAUCUCUCUCACCUCCCAGGGUUAUUGUGAGGAAAGGGCUUUGCAUACAUAAGACACUGAAGAAGGUGAACUUAAUCAUUUCCUAGGACUAAAAUGGGACCAAUGGUUUCUCCUACCCACCUUAGCACAUACAGAUUGCUAUUUCCCUGAGGUGGAGAUAGCACUGUUAUUCAGAACAUCAUCCUGAGGGCACACAUUGAAUUUUUGUCAGCCCCCCAGCUUUUCCUUUUCAACCCCUAUACUGCUGCCAAGUUAGAGUUUACUGUGUGUUAGUUGCAUUUGGGCUGAAAAAAGGACUUUGGUUAAAAAGAUAUGUCUUGGCUACCCGACUUGGGGGUAGGGACGUUCCUGGUCAUCUAAGACAGUGGAGAAAGGGAACUGGAAAAGAAAGGGAACUCCUAGUAUCUGUCGUGGCUUUUGUGGAGGAUAAUUUCAACUUUUUGCUGCUGUUCCCUUAGUUUUAGCAAGGUUCCUUCCUCUAUUUCCUUUGACAUCAUGUCUUGAAUUUCCCAUGUCGAGUAGAAGUUAAGGCCAGUUUUUAACUCUCCCUCGCCCCCAGAAAACCCAGUUUCUCCUAUUUCAAUGGCACCUCAGGUUUAGAAACUGAGGUAACCCUUGUCUCUGACCACUUUCUUGCUUCCCAAAUCCAGUCAAAUGCUAAUCCUUCCACUUCUCCAUUUCUUCUGAAUCCUGGCACCCCUGCCCUACCACAGCUUCUGAUCACCUCAAGCUUAGAUUACAGUAAUAACCUCUUAACUAGGCCUCUGCUCCCUUCUCUUCCCAUGGGGACUCAUCCUCCAUGUCACCAGACUUAUCUUACCUCAAGUCCAUCUCUGAUAUCAUUCCCCUCGAUACCACCCAUACACUUACCUUUGCCUGCUGAAUAAAUCCCAAAUUCAGCCUACCAUUCAAGACCUUCCAUUCCUUUUCUCGUCUUUUCCUAUUAGAUGUGAUCCUUUCCCAGAACUGUUCCUUAUUAUUCAACCCUGCCUGGAAGUCCCCAAGUCCCCUGACUUCCCCUGACCCGUUUCACCCACUAUCUCCAUCAAAAUCUUCACCAUACUAGAAGGUCCUGAUUAAAGGCUACCUCUUUCCCCAGAUAACAAACCCUCCCCACCCUCCCUUUACUAAGUGGCAUUGCCACUUAUCAGGUGGUGGUGGUCUUGCAUGGAUAGCUAUUCCUUCUGCCAGCUCCCAGAGUGCAAGGAUUCCAUCUUAUUUAGCUUUGCCCUAGGGCCUACCACAGUGCCACACAUUGGUAGGUUCUAAGUGUGUAUUAAAUGAAUGCAUCAUAUAGAUCUAAAAGGAAUUGGGAAAAUCAUUUUCAUUCCACUUGGGCCUUGAGAAGAGCAUGUAAGAAGAGGGAGACUUUUUUUCCUCCCCUCAGCCUGGUGUUUACCUAUUAGAGACUAUUGGAUAACUGCUUAAUUUGGCUUAGGUGAACCCCAACCUUCUUAAAUGUCCUUCCCUGUGGCACCUCCCCCACCCCCUAGAGUGAGGAGAACCUGUUCUAAUCCCUUCCUUGUUUAUAAAUUACCAAAGAGCAGGGGGAGGGACUGCUAGGGCCUAGUGCAGCCAGCCAGGCCAGCGGGGGAGGUUUGCUGUCCUGGAAGCAAACAGGCCCGAAAUGGACACUGGCUUCUGACGGAAUUUCAUCUCUAACCAGCUCCAACAGGCCAGGCCAGUUUGGGUUUCAGUUGUAGUUAACAUGACCCAGGGAAGCCUGGGAUGGCCAUAGCCUUGUCCUUAGCAUCAUAUGGAGGCCUGAGAAACAUGGUUAAGGUUCCGGUGGGUUUGCCUCACUAUCUCCCAGGUGUCUGAAUUGUCUUAUCGUGGCCAUCUGCUGAGAAGGCUUGUUGAAUGACCAGGGUUUACAUGAUGUAAUGUGUUUAAAAUAGAAACUGGAAACAGAUUUGGGCAUUCUCUACCCUGAAGAGGUAGAGAUGGGGAAUCAUUCCAAGACUGUGUAGGGUUUUUUGUUUUUUUUGUUUUGUUGUUUUUUUGUGAAACUGCCAUCCCCCAAAUAGCUCUGCCCUGAAUCUGGGGGACAGCGUAGAAGCCCCCAGGCCCAUAGCAGUCUGUCUGUUGGUCCCUCGAGGGCAGAAAGUUGAGAUCCAGCAUGGAUUCUGGAUUGCCAAUACACGUAGGAGGGACGAAGCUCUUAAUUCAUAUUGAAUUCAAUUAUUUCAUUUCCAAAAUUACUUCAGAGAUGACAGUGUUGGGUGGCCGCCUUUGGGGUCCCCUUUUUUCUCUCUUCUGUCACUUUCUGUUUCCUGUAGCUCCUCAGUCACUUUUCUCCUCAGGAGAACACAGGGAACCAUUCUCUUUUUUUGACUCGACCUACCCAGAUAAGGCCAAGGCAGUUUGGAAUGUGAGGCCUUGAGAGUGAACUUUGUAUACUUUAGUCAUGUUUUGAUAUUUUACCUUUCAUCUAUUUAUGGAUUUAUAAACUUUAUUAAUAAAAAUGUUUAUUUUUAAAAAUAUGAAA
Messenger RNA from Vombatus ursinus (common wombat), 6710 nucleotides. It is a transcript of the gene RAB43, whose product is annotated as RAB43, member RAS oncogene family. Lineage: Eukaryota; Metazoa; Chordata; Mammalia; Diprotodontia; Vombatidae. Gene Ontology annotation, molecular function: GTP binding; GTPase activity. The record is from RefSeq and is a predicted model, not a curated record. Gene Ontology annotation, biological process: protein secretion; regulation of exocytosis.